Molecule: messenger RNA, 992 nt
Organism: Ruditapes philippinarum (Manila clam)
Lineage: Eukaryota; Metazoa; Mollusca; Bivalvia; Venerida; Veneridae
Product: PITH domain-containing protein CG6153-like
Exons: 7
Coding region: 50-799 (249 amino acids)
Cellular component (GO): nucleus
Source: RefSeq, a predicted model, not a curated record
UGUUUAGAAAUGAAAAAGAGUUAACAGAAUCCUUUUAAUUCGUUCAAUCAUGAAAAUUUUCAUUCUUACAGAAAGUUAUUAUCACGACGCACCGAAAUUUUCUUGUAGAGAAUUGAAUUUAAGAAAAAGGAUCUUUUCCGAAAUUUACUUACUGUACAUCAUGUCUGGUCAUGGUCACAGUCAUGGUGGUUGUGGAGGUCAUGAUCAUGACCAUGAUCAUGUGACUGAUGCUGAUAGAGCAGCAGCCUACAGUUUAUAUCUGAAAAUAGAUACAGAGAAAGUUCAAUGUCUGAAUGAAGCUGAUGACGGGUCUGGAAAACUGGUUUUCAAAGCUUGGGAUCAACGCAUGGACAAGGAAAAGUUUGUCGAGAGUGACUGUGAUGAAGAGUUAUUAUUUAAUAUUCCAUUUACUGGUAGUGUAAAGUUAAAAGGAAUAAUAAUCAUCGGUGGUGAAGAAGACACACAUCCUAAUAAAAUGAGAGUGUUUAAGAAUCGACCAAAUAUGACAUUUGAUGAUGCAGCUAGUAAACCUGAACAAGAAUUUGAGCUGGCUAUAGAUCGCAAUGGGGAAAUAGAAUACACUACAAAAGCAGCCAGGUUUAACCAGUGUGAGUGUAUAUCUUUACAUUUCCCCUCUAAUUUUGGUGGUGAGACGUCUAAGGUGUAUUAUAUUGGAUUGAAAGGAGAUUUUACACAGGCUCACAGACAUGAAGUUACAAUAUGCACAUAUGAAAGCUCUCCAAAUGUUGCUGAUCAUAAAACUAACUUAUUUGACUCUGUAAAUCAGCAAAUCCACUGAAGAAAGUGAAACAUUUAGUGUCUAAUAUUGAGUGCUAAUGAAAUUCCUACACCAGUGAUAUGUGCAAAUAAUUAAUGGGUUUAUGUUUGUAUUCUCUUUGCAUGUGUAAUAGCCGAUGGCUAUAACUGAAUUCAUUCUGCAAUAAAAUGGCAUGUGUUUUUCCUGUAAUAAAAUAUUUUAUCUCCAAGGUUAA